Messenger RNA from Schizosaccharomyces japonicus yFS275, 3650 nucleotides. RefSeq lists its product as hypothetical. The coding region runs from base 532 to 3024 and encodes 830 amino acids. The record is from RefSeq and is a predicted model, not a curated record. The transcript has 2 exons. Gene Ontology annotation, biological process: phosphatidylinositol phosphate biosynthetic process; plasma membrane organization; mitotic actomyosin contractile ring assembly. Lineage: Eukaryota; Fungi; Ascomycota; Schizosaccharomycetes; Schizosaccharomycetales; Schizosaccharomycetaceae. Gene Ontology annotation, cellular component: plasma membrane.
GCGGAACGUUUCCUUUGCAUAGUAAAGAUACAUAGACAUACAGCAGCGUAUAUGUUUUUGGAAAAAUUGGCUUAUUCAAAGCGUUUUUAUUGUUGAACCAUCCUGCGAACUCCUCACCACCUAGACCGCAGCGGAACGGUAGUCUCCCAAAGCCCGCUGCAAUACAGCACACUCCCAAUUUUGGUUGGUUUGUUUACUUUCGCUUUUACGCUUUAUGAGCAUUUUUGUCAUAAAGUACAUCAUCUACUGUCGAAUUUUAUUCACUCGUUCCUUCUCUAAUCGUAUUGUAACGAAUAUUGGCUCACUUUAAUCUUGCAUGAGUGAACGCAUGUUCCGCCCUCUUAAUUUAACAGAACGUCAGCAACACUCUUUUAAAACAAUCUCUUCCAAAUAUUAAGGGCAUAGGACUCUCUAUCUUCAAAAAAGUACAAACCUUGAAAGAGGGCUUGUUUCAAUUGCUUUAUAACAUCAUUUUCACAAAUAACUUUACGCUGUUAUAUUAUCGAUCGAAACUCAAAAAUUAACUCUAAGAUGUGGUUUCUAUUCCGUGCAAAGCACAAAAAACUGGUUCUUCGAUGCUAUCCAAAUUCUAAAAGAUCGGGAGCUCAACCAAACUCUUCGCCUUUAUCUUACUUAUGUUAUUAUGCUGCCACAAACUCGGUGAAGCUUCGAAAAGUUAUGCUUUAUAUUGAAAAACGAGCGAAACAUUACCUCCACAGAAGAAAAGACACUGAACUCUUGGUUACUCUGAAAAUUUGUGAGGAACUUACCGGAAAAUGCAAGGACAAUAUAAACAUUAUAGCACCAAAUCUGGUAAGCAUUAUGCUUUUUACCUCAGUACAUAAAAGUAUUGAUGUUGUCACAGCUUGCGUGGAUUGCUUCGCUCAGUACUGCGAGUGUACGGAUGAUAACGGUGCAUCUUUUGAUAACGAUUUUUACAUAGCCCUUACAGAGCUUGUACAGUCUUUCCAGUGUUUAAGUAUAACAAACUCUUAUCCAGACCCAAUAGUCGCUCGGUAUGUUUGUCUAAGAGCCUUUUAUGCUUUGACAGCUUCCAGUUUGCUAGCCAGUACUGUCCAACUUGGAAACAAAUCUCACAUGGUAAUGCACGCCAUCCUUACUUCUUGCUGGUCGGAAAGCCCGUCCGAGUCAAAAACCUUUGUCAAUCUGCUUGAGAACUUGAAGCUAGAUAAUGACACAAAACCUUCAGCUAGACAUUCCAACGUCUUCAUCCCGGAACAUGAGGAGGCUGGAGAUACAGCACAGAUGGCUGUUUGGCGGCUUGGUAUUCAUGUUCUGUUUAAUGUUUUCUCAUUAAGUGACUCUGUCUUUUUGGCCGAAUGCACCAAAUCUCUGAUUCACUUCUUAGCUACGAAAAAGGAUGUGAAAGAGAGUCAAGAGUGGAUGCAGGCUGUUCUUUUGCGUGUAGUAUAUUGGACUCCUGUUCAAUUGCGCCAUAUUAUUCUCACAUGCUGUCUCCAAUGUCUUAACAGCCAACGUAUAGAGCAUUCUGAAUCUAACACUGUUGUACCGGCCAUGGUUUAUACCAUUCUUAAUUCAAAAAAUACCAUGUCUAGCAUUUCUAUCAUUGAUGUGCUACGUCACCUUGAGACGCAUAUGUACGUCUCUGUGGAAGCAAACACAGCUUCUGAUCUCGAAUGGUAUAUACGCAGUUUGACUCCUGAGACUGGGUUUCCCAGACGUUUAUACUUGUUGGUUUACUGUGCCAGUUCACUUGCCAAACAUGAAUACUACGGUGAACAACUUGCUGAUAUAUGGACUGACAUAGAUGUAAGUGCUCCGUAUACUGCUCCUUGUCCCCAUCAAAUUGUGGUUCUUUCCGUGUUGCAGUUGGUUACGAAAAUGUCGGCUGCCAAGACUUCUUCUCCUACAAAAUUAUCUGCUGCGAGGGAAAAUGUCAUUCUUCGAGCAUGGAUGUCUUCUGCAGCACGCUUACAUGAGACGCCCUACUUGCACGUCCGAGUAAAAUGCGCGGAGGUCCUAUACUAUUUCUUGAAUAAUUUUAUUCAACCGGUUAAUGUAGACGUAAAACAGUUGCAGAACUCACAUACGGAGUCACCCUACACUGUCGUUUGCAAAUUUUUGUUUUCUAUGUGCGAUCAUAUUCAACAGUGGUUGGCGAAAGCCGAAUGCGCUGGUGAAUACUACACGAUGCACCGCUUACUUUCUAAACUUUUGGAACUGUUUGGUUCUAUCGCGGCUAUCGCGAUGCUUCCUGCUCUAUUUCAAGGUUGUCAAGCGGCAAAGUUCCGCUAUGCUGCCGCAUCAUUAACAACAUCUAUUCUUUCCCUAAUGUCUGAACGUUUUGAAAUUCAAGAACUUAAAACGCUAAUGGGCGCCUGGAUUGAGGAACUUAAAACAUCUUCUAAUUUCCUUACAUGCUCUAAAGUGCCUUCUGCUGACCAUUUUUGGAGUCAACUUGACAUCGGUUCCGUACAAGAUGAAUCUUUGCAACCGUUCACCUUGGACAACACUAUCAGUAUCCUUACGGGACGUCGUCCUGACAUUUUUCCAGACUUUACUGUUGAAUGGAUGCGUAAACGUUCCAAUUCAAGAACACAUAUACUUCGUAAUUCUGAACAGCCCGCUGCACCAAUUCGUCGAUCGCAUUCGUUGAUGUCAACUGUAUCUAAUAUAACGGCUUUGACUGUUCCUAGAACAAACAGAACACAUGUUUCUCAACACACCGAAGGAUCUCGCAGCGAAACACUGAGAAAACCUGUUCGUUUAUUACGUCGCUCUUCGAUUGCAAACUCGUCCAUCCCAGCAGUUCAGAAUCUUCAAGAACUUCUCGCCAGUCAUUCUCAACAUAAAAACACUACAAGCGUUGCGUCCAUGUCGCCGAAAACCACAAUACCGCGGCCCAUUAUCUGUCGACAAUCGCCGUCUCCGACACUUGAACCGAGUAAAUCGCCGUCACUUUCAGUUGAUUUGCUAGUCCCUAGGCACUGCGGAUCACCCCUUUAUUCCCCAGUUUCAGAGCCUCCGUAUGAAAGCGUUUAAGCCGAUAAAGACUACUCCGCUCUAAUUUGUAAGUUUUACAAGCUAUGUAACGUUCCACAUUUAUGACAAUUUUCUUCAAUAAAAAACGUCUACUGUCUGCUGUUUCUAUGUUUAAGCAGGUCUUGUACGCUCAAAGAAUGCCUAAUGCAUUUACUACAGUAACUUCAGAUAUAAAAGUAAAGAAAUGCUGCACCGUAUUGUAUUAACGGCAUAUGAACCAAUGACAUGUUCCGUGUUAAUGAAUGCUAAUUGCGGGUGAAUGAGGGUUUUUUGCAGCGUCGGGCUAAAUUUGUAUCAAACAAAAUUCAUACUUUAAAAAGCACAAAUUGGCACUUGAAAAGUUCGUAAGCUUUCAAUGUUUAUUAACUUGAUCGUUUUAUUGUUGUAAUGAGGAGUUUUGAGUAUUAUCACACGUUAUUUAGAGUUCACAAUUGUCAUGAAAAAGAAAGUGAAUCUCAUAUCAUAUUAGCCGAGUAUAAUAGAGGAGAUACAAGUUCGUGAUUAUUCAUUAUGUGUUGGCGUUUUUCUUCUCUACGUCUUACGUAGCUUACACCAUACUCGAUACACUUGAACAUACACUAAGUUAAGCCGCCAAAUCAGAUCAACUCGGGCUGUGGUUACCACAC